Messenger RNA from Prorocentrum cordatum, 258 nucleotides. The record is from the annotation of a GenBank genome assembly. Lineage: Eukaryota; Dinophyceae; Prorocentrales; Prorocentraceae.
AUGACGCUGAUUUUGCCAAGACGCCGGAGGCGUAGGGGCCAGCCCGCGCCCGCCCAGGAACUGCCCACGAGGGACUCCGCGCUCCUCGACGCGGGCCCCACCCGCGAGCGAGAGCGGCUUGUGCAAGGCUUCCGCCAGCUGGACGCCGGCUGUACUGGCUCGGUGCCCCGGCCCGUCUUCGAGCACGUCGCGCGGGCAGUCUGCGAGGUAAAUCCGACCUGGCUGCAGGCGUUGGAGCGCGUGCUGGCGCGAACAGAG